CAGCAUAUUAUAAUCCAUAUAUAUCCUUUACGAUGGAAAUCAGGUUCUAGCUAUGUAUGUAUAUCCGGCAGAGAGCGUCAAAUAUAUGUACAUGUGUAUGUCCAACGUUCUCUGCGUUUAACCCCUUUACGUUGGCGUUUAGUCUCACUAAAGAUUUUUGGACGUUCCAUCAUUAAUUUCUUUUUUACUUUUAACAAUAUAUUCUAACUGUUAUGUUCUGAGUAUUUCUAAUAUCGUAAAUACCUUAUACCAUGAUUUCUAAUAUACUAGAGGAUCUCGGAUAUUUUCCUGGAAGUAUGCGAUAAUAUAAUAAAAACAUAGAUAAUCAUAUGUAUGUACAUAAGGUAUAAUAGUUUUGUUUACCAACGGCUGUCAAUUCAAUCGUUAGGGUAAUAUAGCAGAUUUGCAACAUUUUUAUCGCCUUUGAUAUUUCUAUUUUAUCCGCCUUAGACCUUUGUAAAUUCGAAUGAAUUAAAUAUUUAGAUACAGCCGAACCUAUGACUUCCUUACUUUUUAUAGUAGGUGCAUUAGCCAUAUGAUUCUAGGAAGUUUAGUAUGCAGUAUGCGAAUUUGUGAAGAAAUUUGCGUUUCCCAAGAAAUUAGUGAGAUUGUAGGAAAAACAAAAUGUAAAUUACAGCCUAAAAGAUUAGAAAAAACAAAAAUGAGUGCCUUUGGUAAAUAUAUAGAUAACGUUGUAUAUAUUUUGGUAACUUUCUUUAUCGCCGAUUUGUUGCUUCGAUUUUAUAAAGCUUUAUUGGAAAACUUUAAAUAUAAAAAUCACUAUUUGCCAGAAAAUCGCUUUUGGACAAUAAUCUGCCGAGCAUAUUGUUACAAUGCUACCACUUUAGUGCUUUUCUUUUGCGUUAUUGUAGUAGCUGUAGUGCGCCUCAGAUUUACGGAGAGCCUGCAUUUAAUACCGCCAGCGAUUUGUUUCACCUAUAUGCCACUUUGGUGGUUGAUAUCUUUGGUUCAAAUGGGUCAUAGCACAAUAGACAAUGCAAUGUUUAUACGUGGUAACCACGGUUUGGAUUCUGCGUCAAGUAUGGCAGCUAAUUAUUUUCAUGGAUAUUUGAAAUUAACCCUACCAGCAUAUACUAAUAUUACCGGUAUACGCGAUCGCAUAAAUUACUAUGAACAAAGCCAUGGUGUACAAUUUGCAAUCCAUCGAUUGGUUAUACUAGUACCCAGCAAAUUGUUUAUUAAAUCAAAAUUUGAAAGUCCGUAUUUAGAAAAGGCGGAGCCACUGCCCCCAGUGCGUCUUAAUCGUGCUGGAGUAUAUCGCCCGUAUCAAAAUGAUGUAUAUCGCUUUAGAAUGCCUAUUAAGAAGCGGUUUUAUUAUAUAUCACUGGAAGGGGCUACACCCAUUUUAACAUUUUUCGAAACAUUAAAUUUUCCACCCACAAGAACAAGACAAAUAGAAGAAAUGCAGCGGGAAAUUCUAUUAAAAUUUUAUAAAUACUUGAGGAAAUUGAUAUAUAACUGUCCAGAUACAGAAGAGGAAAUUGAGUUAAUUUUUUACAAUGAUUUCAAACCGAAUGGUGAGAAACACGACAUUGGAGAGUUUCUAUUUAACCAUUUUGAACAAGUGAUACUUUCUAGAGAGUCGGCGAAUACGACUAAAACUAUCCAAAAUGCAUUAGAUGACUUCAAUGAUUGACAAGUAGUUAGUUAAAUUAUACAACACUAAUAGUUUUAAUCCGAUACUAAUGCUAUAUAUAAUGUGUAUACCUAUAAUUAUUUAAUAAUUGGAAAACUAUAUUUAAAAUGUACAAACUAGCACACACUCAACACAAAGCAGUUAGUAAUUAGUAAUUAUAUUCUCAGUUUUCUAAAAAAAUACGCAUUUUUUUAAAUCUUCUUUUAACAAUAAUCAUGUAUAUAAUAAGUCUAUUAUUAAACACAUAUACUACUAUAAAACCAU
Messenger RNA from Bactrocera oleae (olive fruit fly), 1921 nucleotides. It is a transcript of the gene Sting, whose product is annotated as transmembrane protein sting. Gene Ontology annotation, cellular component: endoplasmic reticulum membrane; autophagosome. The record is from RefSeq and is a predicted model, not a curated record. Gene Ontology annotation, molecular function: 2',3'-cyclic GMP-AMP binding; cyclic-di-GMP binding. Gene Ontology annotation, biological process: activation of innate immune response; innate immune response; positive regulation of type I interferon production. NCBI's taxonomy places the organism in Eukaryota, Metazoa, Arthropoda, Insecta, Diptera, Tephritidae.